This is a messenger RNA of Erpetoichthys calabaricus (reedfish), 6990 nucleotides long. RefSeq names its product ubiquitin-conjugating enzyme E2Q family-like 1 (gene ube2ql1). The coding region runs from base 698 to 1600 and encodes 300 amino acids. The transcript has 3 exons. The record is from RefSeq and is a predicted model, not a curated record. Lineage: Eukaryota; Metazoa; Chordata; Cladistia; Polypteriformes; Polypteridae.
AGAUACAUCUUGCCUCUGCAGAGACUACCCGUUCGUUGCGGCGAGUGAUCGCCCUGCUUAUUCAUUCCGUCCAGGUAGCGCAGCAGUGGCCGCUGACGCGAUACGUAUCUGACGCGACGCCGCCGCUGCCGCUCUCCAGUCGUGCAGCUCUCGCACUCCUCCAGUCUCGGGUGAGCCGCAGUUUGAUUCAGUCCGAGGAAGCAGCGGCACUAGACCAUCUUGCAGCUGCGGUUUCAUCCCUGCAAUGUCAUUCUGGAUUAAAGAAAACCAUUUGCAACCCGAUCUACAAUAAGGGAUAAAAUUUACUACGCCUGUUGUUUUUGUUUUUAUACAAUUAUUUUUAUCUGGAUGAUGACGGCGAAUGAAUAAAGGCGCAUACCCCUACUGUUGCCUAGCUGCAGAUAAUUCUCCAUAAGAAUUGAGGUGCUCGUUUUCCGUGGAGGAAAAAAAAAAGAGGGCAGGAAAUCACUGAAUUGGACACGCGCAUCUCCACCAGCUUUCUUCUGUUUUCUGAUCGGCGAGGAACAUGGUGCUCGGCAGCACACAUCUGAGGAUCUCCUCUCCUUAAAGGGAGGCUGAAUGAAAAUCCCCCUCGCGAGGUCGGCUCCACCGUCUGCGGUAGAUCUGCACGCACAAGGGCGCCUGGCUCAUUGACUCCUGUUUCCCGCCCGUCCACCCGCCAGCCUACAGGAUUAUUAUGGCCACACUUUUGCGGAAAAUAGGUCUCAUUCGUCUUCACGACCGCGACACGGAGGAUCCUAAGCACCAUCAGGGCUCUUUCAAAGGCACCAAAAGCAACCAGAAAAACAGCAGCAAACACUGCAGCACGGGCAGCGACAGCAACAUCCUUGCCCCCGCCGACAUGAAAAGCAAGAAGACGGAGCAGCUGAAUAAGGACAAGCCAUCUGGCAAGGACAAGCAGCUGAGCAAAGACAGCAAGGAGAAGCAACAACAGCAGCAGCAGCAACAGCAGCAGCAACAACAGCAACAACAACAGCAGCAGCAACAGCAACAACAGCAGCAGCAAGUCGGGGGCAGUAAGUCUCCCGGAGCCUCAUUACAACCCCUCGUUCCGCAUAGGCAGCACUGCACCCAGGUCCGGACGAGAAGGCUCAUGAAGGAACUGCAGGAGAUCAAGCGCCUGGCAGACAACUUUAUUUCCGUGGAGCUGGCCGACGACAACCUUUUCGAGUGGAAUGUCAAGUUGCACCAGGUGGAUAAGGACUCUGCUCUGUGGCAGGACAUGAAGGAGACCAACACCGAGUAUAUUCUGCUCAACAUCACUUUCCCCGAUAAUUUCCCCUUCUCUCCGCCCUUUAUGCGGGUGCUUACCCCGCGGCUGGAGAACGGCUAUGUCCUGGAUGGAGGGGCGAUCUGCAUGGAGCUGCUGACCCCCCGUGGAUGGUCGAGCGCCUACACGGUGGAGGCUGUCAUGAGGCAGUUCGCGGCCAGUCUGGUUAAAGGACAGGGCCGGAUCUGCCGGAAAGCUGGGAAAUCCAAGAAAGCCUUCAGUCGCAAAGAAGCAGAGGCCACUUUUAAGAGCCUGGUGAAGACCCACGAGAAGUACGGAUGGGUGUCCCCACCAGUGUCCGAUGGCUGACGGGAGACCCUCACACGUUCCCCAAAGACUGUGAAACCUACCAUCACGUCCUCAAUGCUGCACAUCUCCCAUCCUUUCUACUUUUUAGUACUUUCAUGUAGGCGUGGCGGCCUUUAACUUCUCCAUGAGCAGAUGUGUUUACAGCUAAAUAUCAAUUUUAGUGGAUUGUGUUUCAAAACUGGAUAUGGCUCUUUUUUGGAAUUGAUAUCCCUGCUACUUUUUUUUUUUGUUUUCUUCUUCUUUUUUUUGGUUAUAAGACCGGUGGCACCAUUCCUUGCACCCGUUCCACUUCAUCUCGCGUGCUGCACUGUCCCGUGCGCCUCAAUGGCAGCGACGUACUGCACUGAAUCGCAUCACAGUUUCCAUUCACUGCUGCUCCUUUUCAUUUAAAUGCAAAUGAAUCUGUUAAUAUUUAAUAGACAGGCAGUGCAUUUGAGGAUCACUUUCUGCUGUGCUGUUUUCACAGGUCAAUGCAACUUGAAGAUUGUAAUUUAUGUGGAGCUACGCUCUCGCUCUCUCUGUUUUGCUCUUUAUCUUGUGGCUAAACUUAGACCUCACUGUAUUGUGUAAAUGGCCGUUGAUUUUUGAUGACCCAACAAAUCAUACAAAUUUGGAGAGGUGCUGUAAAGGUAAAAAAAAAAAAGAAAAGAAAAACAAGGCAUAUUAACUCUGGUUUAUUUAUUGAUAGCAUAAUGUGAUUCACUAAGACGCCUGAUGGUUCCAUUGCUUGUAGAUGCCCACCGUCAGGACUUGAAAGCAUUCAAAUGCAAGCGUUAGAAAUAAAAAUGGAAUGUGGGGUGUGGGGGGGAGGGGGGUUCAGCAAUUAAAGGAUGUAAAUCACACAUUGAUAUAUUGUGAAUUCAUAUGUGACAAAUGUGUAUUAUGUUACCUGUUUUACAUAACUGGGCACCAGUCGGUGGCGUCUUCUCCUUGACCUCUUUGUCUGUAAACCGGGCUCCUUCCCUGCUGUUCUUAUGGGUGGCAUUGUAGACUCAUACGGCUCUUUAUUUUGGAGUUUCUAACUUUUGUAGACUCGAAAGACCCCAGGAGUGUCCCAGUUUUGUAGAUUCACACUCCCAUUAUGGAGUUUCUCAGUUUUAUAGAUACACAAGGGUCCCUAUGAUGAAGUUUCUCAGUUAUGGAGACUCACAGCACCUCCUAUUGUAGAGGUCUUCAGGUUGAUAGCUUCAGUCAUCAGUGGGUGGCAUCUUCUCCUUGAGCUCUUUGUCUGUUCUUGUGGGUGGCAUCGUAGACUCAUAUGGCCCUUUAUUUUGGAGUUUCUAAGUUUUGCAGGCUCAAAAGACCCCGGGAGUGUCCCAGUUUUGUAGACUCCAACACCCCUCCUAUUACGGAAUUUCUCAGUUUAACACAAGGCUCCCUAUGGUGAGGUUUCUCAGUUAUGGAGACUCACAGCACCUCCUAUUAUAGAGUUCAUCAGUUUGGAAGCUUCAGCCAUCAGUGGGUGGCAUCUUCUCCUUGACCUCUUUGUCUCUAACUGGGGUCCUUCCCUGCUGUUACUGUGGGAUGACCCUAUUGCAGAGUUUCUCAGAUUUAUAGAUUCACAAAGUCCCCUAUUCUGGUGUUUCACAGUUUUACAGACUCAGUUAUCAGUGGGUGGCAACUUCUCUUUGAUCUCUUUGUCUAUAGCUGGGCUCCUUCACUGUCAUAAGACUUCUGGAGUUUCUUGGUUUUGUAGCCUCAAAGGGCCUUACCCAUUAUGCAGAGUUUCUCCAAAUGUGUAGAUAGAUUAGUCAAAGACACCCAGCAGUUUGGAGGGCAAAAUUGGUAAUGUAAGCCUGGCCCCUGAUAUUAACACACAAAAGUAUAUUUACAGUUUCUACUUUUGGACCCUGUUGAUUCAGGGCAGUGUUUUAUCAAAAACCAGAGGCUGUCCAGAGCCGUGACCCACCUUAACUGGUGGGCACACCCAUGCUGUCUCAGUUUAGUGUCUCCUACGUAAGUUAAUGUGAACAUCUUUGGGAUGUUUGAAGAAAAUCCACACAGACAUGGGGAGACCAUGUACACUCCAGUAAAGUAAAAUUCUGCACACUGUGCCAAUUUGCCACUCCGAAUUAAGCUUUUGUGGGGAAAAAAAUGGAAUGUCCAGAGAAAAAUACAGACACAGGGAGAACAUACAAACUCCACACUAACAGCAACCAGGCAUGACACUUGAACUGAGGAUGCUGGAUCUGUGAGGCAGCAGCAGUAACCACCAUGCCAUCCCAAACUAAGCUGGCACAUUAGGCAUCCGGCUAUUGCUACAUAGUACAAGUACUACUAAGGAAGCUAAGGUCUGAUGGUCAUUCCUGCCAGCUGUGCCCCUCUUUAACCAAAGUGAUUAGGUGCAUUCAAAACAAGAAAAGUAAUGUGGGUUGGCACAGAGCUUGGAUGCAAAGUACAAAUAACAUUGAGAAAACUUAAGUGAUACGGUUGCCCAAUAAGCCCACCAUGAUGACACUAACAAAUUCUAUUGAGUAUAAACAGGGUAGUAGUGUGAUUGGCUAAGGAUCCAUAUUGGAAAGUAAAGCUAAGGAAGGUUAGGUUGGGUGGAAGUGCUGCCAGCUGUGCCACUUUCAAUUAGAUUUUAAUCCAAGUGAUCCGGUGCCUGAGAAAUGAGAGCAGUACAGGACAUUCUCUAAGAUACUGUGGUAUUGUGCCCUUCUCUAAGAUUUGAUUUAACAGGAUCAAGAAGGACAUUCUGCAUUAGCUGUAUUUACAUUUGGCUAAAUUUAUGUCUGGGGCAAUGAUGCCCAUUGUGCCUCCAUCAUGUUGCCCUCCAGUUUUUACUCAAGGAAAUUAAGUGCAUUCAAAAUAGCAUUAAGUAUUGUGGAAUGGCUACAGACUAUUAAAUUAUUAAAUGCAAGUACAGGCAAGGACCCUUCAAACAGAGAGCACUGCUACCAGCUGUGCCACCAUGCCACUCUCAAUUACAUCUUAAUCAAAGUGACCAAGAUGGGUUUUCUACAUUGGCUAUAUUUACAUUUGGCUAAAUUUAAGUUGAGGACAGCAAUACCCCAUGUGCCACCCCCUCAGGUUUUACUCCAAGAAAUCAAGUGCAUUCAAACUAGGAAGGAGAUUAUGUAUAAGCUACAGACUAUGAUGCAAAUACCGCUAAGGGCACUUGAAUCAGGAAGCAGUGUUACCAGCUGUGCCAACAUGCCCCCCUCAAUUAGAUUUUAGUCAGAGUGAUCAAGUAAGAGUUAAAGUAAGAAAGUCAUAUAUUGAGCACUGGCUUAUGACUAUUGAUAUUAAAUGUAAAUAUUGCCAAGAAUCUUUAAAUGAGGGAGCCAUACUACCAGCUGUUCCACCAUGCCACCCUUAAUUAGAUUUUCAUCAGAGUGAUCCGGCGCCUCCAAAACAAAACCAGUAUGGUAUGGGAAUUCUCUACUGUACUGUGGUAUUAUGCCCUUUCUGUUAAAUCUUUAAAGUGUUUAAGAAGGAUCUUUUUCUUUAGCUAUAUUUACAUUUGGCUAAAUUUAAGUAACGGUCCAGCGAUACCCAGUGUGCCACCACCAUGUCAAACUCAGGUUUUACUCAAAGAAGUUAAGUGCAAUCAAACUAGGAAGAGUGCAUUGGCUACAGAUUAUGAUGCAAACACUGCCAAGGACCUUUGAAUCAGGGAGCAAUGCUACCAGCCGUGCCACCAUGUCACCAUCACUGAGAUUUUAAUCAUAGUGAUUAAGAUAGACGUACAGUAAUGCGCAUGCUGUGCAUUGGUGAUGAACUAUGAGUACAGAGUAAAAAGUAUGCCAGGUGGCCAACUGUGCCACCAUGCAACACUCGGUUAGAUUUUAAUCAAAGUGAUCCGGUCAGUUCAACAAAAGAAUGGUAUUGUGGAUUUACCUACAAAAUUUGAAUAUACGGAUUAAAAAUACAGCCAGUGAGGUUUAGGCCAGGUAUCUGUGGUACCCACUGUGCCAAUAUGUCCCCAAAUUAGAUUGGAAUCAAGUGUAUUUAAUGUGAAGAAGACAAUAGUUUCAGAUUAUUGGUCUAGAGAGCAAAAACAGCCAAAGAAAGCUUGGGUCAGGCAGCAGAGCUGCCCACCAUGCCACCCUUAGGUUGAUUUCUGAAAAGUGACCAGGUGUAUUCAACGUAAGAUUGGUACUGUGAAUUGGUUAUACAAUUUAGGGACACAGAGUACAAAAACAGCCAUGGAGGUUUAGGUCAGGCAGCAAAAUUAGCUGCCAUGCCACCCUUGAGUAGAUUUGUUCAAAGUGACCGGGAGCCUUCAACCUAAGAGUGGCGUUGUGGACUAACCACAAAAUAUGGGAGUACAAUAACGGCCAAGGAGGUUUACGUUAGAGCUACCCACAGUGCCACCAUGCCACCCUCAGUUAAAUCUUAAUCAGAGUAAUCAGGUGCACUUAACAUAAGAUUGGUAUUGUGGAUUGGCUACAGAGCACCUAUAACGUCACUCAGCAGUGUUACCAACUGUGCCACCAUGCCAGUUUGAACUGAAGUGCUUGAUUGAGUACAUUCAACUUCAGGAGGACACUGUCCAUUACCUACAGGGCCGUGGAUGUACAGAAUUGAAAUAAAGCCAAGGACGUCUAAGGAGCAUCAGCAUGUAACGUGUGCCCGCUUGUUAGGUAUUCUAUUUUCACACAUCACAUUCAACGAGAAACUGUCGGGCAUUUUCUAAUUUUCAUAAUGUGCUGUAGAGUAGUGAGCCAUACCAUCUGGAAGCAAAUAUCUCAAAGUGACUUUAGAACACUGGCUGUGUCCCACUGGGCACCUUUUAACGGUGCAUAGGUGUGCCAAGCAAGUCAUAAUGUCAGUCUGACUAGAAAUAAAACCCUAAGAAAAAAAGCUCGACGGGGCACAACAUCUGAUGAGGGCCACCAACAGCAUCUUACUUACCUCAGCGGUGUGUUCACUUCAGUUUUUAGAAUUUAACGAAGACGAUGAAGAUGAAUGCAAUUCCUCCUCCAGUUUUUGAGUGCUCUCCUCUCCCUCUCUGUGGAUCUUCAGUCUGGACCCUUUGAACCUUCCAGAAAGACAACGCCUGCCCUGUCCGUCAAGUACAGCAGCCAGCACCCUCUUGGGGCGAUUUACUGCCAUGAACAUUUUGCUAAAAACUGGGCCCAGAGGGUUUUCCUUCCAUCUUUUUGCGUUGAUUUUGACCCAAGGUGUCCGUGUUGUUGUAUUCCUUCAUGUUCUUACCAUGCAGGGUGGCCAGAUCCACAGCGCCAAUGCUAAUUGCUAAAGCAAUUGCUAAUGUUUAAAAAAAUAAAAAACAGGAGAUACACGCCAUACUUGGCAUUGCCCCGACCCCAUUCAGGAAUGAUAUUUCAGGAACCAAGCAUUUCCUCAUCUGUAACUGAUGCCAUGAUGUGAAUGUUUCAUUCAAAUAUUAAUAAAUUACAUUUUGCUUGGAGAGACUAUUAAAA